Plodia interpunctella (Indianmeal moth) is the source of this 6003-nucleotide messenger RNA. It is a transcript of the gene Cad88C, whose product is annotated as Cadherin 88C. Gene Ontology annotation, molecular function: cadherin binding; calcium ion binding. Gene Ontology annotation, cellular component: catenin complex; adherens junction; plasma membrane. Gene Ontology annotation, biological process: cell-cell junction assembly; multicellular organism development; homophilic cell-cell adhesion. The coding region runs from base 296 to 5932 and encodes 1878 amino acids. The record is from RefSeq and is a predicted model, not a curated record. Lineage: Eukaryota; Metazoa; Arthropoda; Insecta; Lepidoptera; Pyralidae. The transcript has 28 exons.
GCUCGCGGCCCUCACCGCACCUGCCGUCCCACGUAAACGCGCCGGAAAUAGGAAGUGCAGUGGCUGACGUUCGAUAUUGUUCGAAUUUCGAAUUAUUUUGUUGUUUUUACCACAAAAACUGUGCGUGCCCCUUCAAGGAAUUUUAAAAUUGCGUGAACUCAUCGGCACGUAGUUGACACUGGAUCAAGAGUUGACACUUUCACCAACCCGAAGCGUGGAAUGUUCCCACGGCAAACCCGGGGAAACUAAGAAAAUGUAUAGAGAAAAUUGGGCUCGAUGCGUCAGGUGAACCAUCAUGCGCCCGAGGGUGCCAUGCCGAGCGCGGGUCCGCCUCAAACCAGUUUUAUCCGGAUUGGUCUGGCUGCUACUGAUCCAGAUUGCCGUAGCGAACAGACCGCCACGUUUCCUCAUAGAUGGCCAGUCGGAGAUCGUUGUGAGAUUGAAGGAAGGUGUUGAAACCCCUGUGGGCAGUCUAAUAUAUCGAUUGAGGGGUGUCGAUCCUGAUGGAGAUCCCUUGAAGUUCGGCAUAAAAGACCAACUGGGGAGUGAUAUCUUAAGAUUAGAAACCAUUUCGUCCAACGAAGCUAAUAUUUAUUUAGUUAAGGAAUUAGAUAGAGAGACGCGAGAUGAAUAUUCUUUUGUCCUCACAUUGACGGAUGGAUAUUUAGGAGAAGGAAAUUUUAUUACCCAAAGCUUUUUACUGUUAGUAGAAGAUGUGAAUGACAACGAACCAAUUUUUAAGCCAUAUCCAUCAGCAAUCACCGUAAAAGAAGACGCACCGCCAGGUAUUAUAGCUACAGUGGAAGCAACGGACCUUGACGAAGGAGCUUACGGUCAAGUUUUGUAUGGCCUUCAAGAGCUAGACGGAGACUUGGACAGUUUCUCAGUACAAACAAUUAAUGGAAAAGGAGUGAUACGGCUAACUAACCGAUUAGAUUACGAGCGAAAAUCGCUUUAUCAACUGAGAGUGUUAGCUGUGGAUCGAGCUAACCAGGGCCGAGUAAACACAGGCACUGCCGCUAUACUUGUGAAGGUGCAAGAUGUGGAAGAUCAGCCCCCAGAGUUUGUGGUGGCCAGUCCUGUUACUAGAAUUAGUGAGGAUGCGCCAAUCGGGACUUCGGUUUUGCAAGUACGUGCCAUUGAUGGUGACAGAGGCAUCAACAACCGCAUCUCAUACAGCAUCAUAUCGGGUGGUGAAGAGCAAUUCGACAUCGACAGCAGCUCGGGCAUUGUUUACACAAUUAAUUCCCUGGACAGGGAAGAUCCGAACAACAGCAAUGGAGCUUAUAUCUUGGAAAUAUUGGCUACAGAAGAGUCCCGGAGUGUCUCACCUCUGCCAAGUGCUACAACUGAAGUAACAGUAAUCGUAACAGAUGUGAAUGAUGAAACACCCACAUUUCGCAGUGACCGUUAUGUAGGGGAAGUGCUAGAAAAUGCACAACAAAAUACUCCCAUAACAUUCAUGAAGGAUGCAAUCCCAGAAGUCUUUGAUUAUGACCAGGGCACAAAUGGUACAUUUGAGCUGUUUUUGAGCGGGGACAAUGGUGUCUUCGACGUGACACCAUUCAAAGGAAUCAAUGAGGCGUCCUUCCUCAUAAGGGUCAAUGACCCCACGUUUUUAGACUAUGAGAAGGUCACUGUAAUGAAUUUUAGUCUAGUCGCCAAAGAAAUGGUUGCCAAAGAUCCCAAAAUGAGUGUAGUCCCAAUAAUGGUCCACAUAAAGGACGAAAACGACAAUUUUCCAGAGUUCACGGAAUCUUUGUACACUGUGUCCAUUCCUGAGAAUUGCGGUGUGGGCACCACAGUCGCGUGGGUCCAGGCCUUGGAUCAGGACUCUGAUAAUUACGGCACGAGGGGAAUUAGAUACACAAGUCUUAGUGGGAGUAUUGCUAACUUAUUGUACCUCAAUCCGGUAUCAGGUGUAAUAACCGUCAAAGAAGCCGGCGGAAACAGUUUCGAUCGAGAAUUGAUUUCCCAACACUACCUCACAGUCGAGGCGCGAGACGACCUCGGCCGAGGCAACAGAAACACAGCCCAAUUGGUUGUUAAUAUUGAAGAUGUGAACGAUAACGCGCCGAUGUUCCUAGCCAAUAAAUACGAGGCAAGGUUAUUGGAGAAUGAGGCGCAGUUUGAAAACCCUCUGGUGCUGGAAGCUAGAGAUAUCGAUUUGAAUGGAACCAAAAACAGUCACAUAGAGUACUCGAUCGUGAGCGGAGAAUACAAGAACAACUUCACAAUCGAUCCUAACCUGGGCAUCAUCAGCCCAGUCGGAGGGCUGGAUUUCGAACAGAUACCUGGCGACAACACUAAUAUUAGGCCUAUACACUUGACUGUCCGUGCCCGCGACUUCGGCACGCCGCCGCUGUCGUCGGCCGCGCCCGUGACAGUGUACGUGCAGGACGUGAACGACCACGCGCCGCUGUUCCAGCAGAUGCUGUAUCGCCGCUCCAUACCCGAGGACCUGCCCGGGGGCGCCAGCGUCUUAGAGGUUAAGGCUCGAGAUGCUGACGGUUCUUCCCCCAAUAACCGCGUUGUGUAUCGCAUCCAAAGAGGGGCCAGUGACAAGUUUGUUAUAGACUCUAGCACUGGAGUUGUGUCUGUGGCCAAUGGCUCCUCUCUGGACCCGGACAAGACUAAUCCCAAGAGCAAUAGAUACACCCUCACUGUGGUUGCUAUAGAUGGCGGUAUAGGCGACCAGCAACUGAGCGCAGCAGUACUGGUGAACAUCACUAUUGUUGACGUGAACAACAAACCACCGGUUUUAAUAGAACCAGGGACUGUCGCGGUUAAGGAAAAUACUGAGGUAGGCACAAUAAUCUAUCGUGCAGAAGCCUACGAUCCCGACGAACAGCCAGUAUUGAGGUAUUCCAUAGACCGCGCGGGAAGUAUCGCCAGAAAUGAAGACGGAAUAAUAGUUCCUAUCACUGAAUAUGAUUUUUUGGCGUUGUGGGAUCUUAAUCCGGUCGAUGGCACUCUGAGGAUCAUAAGAUUACUAGACCGGGAGAAAAUCGAGACUAUCAAGCUAAUAAUAACAGUAGAAGAUAUGGCGGCAAUCGAUGGCGGUCCGCCACAAACCGCCACUACCAUAUUGACUAUCAUUGUAGAAGACGAAAAUGAUAACAACCCUAAAUUCAGGAAGCCCUACUAUAGGACCUCUGUGACGGAGAAUUCUAAGAACGGCGCCCACAUAGCGACCGUGAUAGCCGACGACGCUGAUAAAAAUAGAACUAUGACUUAUUUUGUUGAAGGUCCCCAAGAGCUAUUAGGCAUGGUUCACAUGGAAGCCACGACAGGCGAGUUGGUGGUCGCCAAUAGAAUAGACCACGAACUGUAUCCGUGGAUAAACUUAACUGUGAAAGCGAUUGACAGUGGAGUACCCCCGAGGUACUCUGUCGCCGAUUUAUUUAUACAGGUGAUAGACGAGAACGACAACAAUCCGAUAUUCGAAACGUCGUCGUUCGACUAUACCGUGCGCGAGGACGAGCCGCCGGGCGCUGUGGUCGCCAACAUAGCGGCCAGAGACGCGGACUCCGGCGAGUUUGGGAAAAUAACAUAUUUGCUGGACAGAAUGUCUACACAGGGUAAAUUCCUCAUAAAUCCAGAUACUGGGGCGCUGACAGUAGCCGAAUAUUUAGACCGGGAGACUCAAUCAGUUUACAAUCUGGUGGUGGAGGCCUGGGACAACUAUCAGUUCGGCUUCCUUAGCGGAGAGAGCCGGAACGCUUUCAAACAGAUUGUCGUGCACAUAGAGGACGUGAACGACAACGCACCAAAAUUGCAGUUACCAGAAGAAUGCAGCAGUAUUACAGAGUUCCACAAUCCCCGCGAACCGAUAAUAUCCGUGUCGGCCACCGACGCUGAUGACCCUGCAUUGCCUAAUGGAAGGGUGCAGUUCCACUUAGUCGGCGGCAAGGGCCACGAGCUAUUCCGCUUCGAGCAAGUGGGGGGCGAAGCGAACACGGCUCGGUUGUUCGCGAAGCAGUCGCUGCGGGACCGCUUCGGGAACUACUCGCUGGCGCUGGAGGCGCGCGACCUCGCCCGUCCGCCGCUCGUCGCGCGCGCGGACCUCCGUCUGUGUGUGUCGGAUUACAACGACCACGCGCCCGUGUUCGUGCAUCCGCCGCAAAACGUCACCAUUAAAGUGCCUGAGAACGCAACAAUUGGAACUCUAGUAGUAACAGUGCACGCGAUCGACGCGGAUAUAGGCGGCAACGGCGCCGUGAGAUAUCGCGUGAAACAAGACGCCGGUGGCUCUUGGAGAACCUUCUCUGUGCACGCGACCAGCGGCGCCUUGCGGACCACCAGAGCGCUGGACCGGGAUCUGCAAACCACGUAUCAGCUAAGAAUCGAGGCUUACGAUCUCGGCCUUCCCACGCCUCUCAGUUCAGACCUGGACCUAACGGUAUACGUCCAGAACGUUGACAGCUACCGGCCGCGGUUCCCCGAUCGCCAUUUACGACUGAACGUGACAGAGAAUGCACUAGAGUUCUCAGUUUAUUUGCCGAGUGUGGUGGAGAGAGAUGAGAUCGAUAGGGGAGAUGAGCCAGUGUUGCCAGUCUGCUAUUAUAUUGUCAAAGGAAAUGAAGAUGUGGCCUUUGAACUUCAUAGGAGCACGCAUUUAUUGUCGACGCUAAAGCCCUUAGACCGCGAGCAAAAAUCAGAAUACUCGCUAACUAUUCUCGCGUCUGAAGAUUGCGUGUCUGUGCCUCAAUACCGACCGGAAACUGAUGCAAUCAGCACUUUAUCUGUCAACGUGACAGUGACAGAUGUCAACGAUAAUCCGCCAAAAUUCACACGCAAGAUAUUCACUGGGGGAGUUACCACGGAAGCUGAUUUUGGUAUCGAGUUCAUGUCUGUCAAAGCGGAAGAUUUGGACGAAGGUGACAACGCCAAAAUCGGUUAUUACCUAAUGGGCGACGUGAAAGAAACCCUUACUGAAGGGCUAGAAAACCUGGCAGUGGCCCCCUUCCUGGUCGAUGUGAACACUGGCGCUGUCGCUCUUAACUUCGACCCCCAGAAAGGAAUGAAAGGAUAUUUUGAUUUCAAGGUAUUAGCGAACGACUCUGGCGGCUUACAAGACGAAGCGCACGUGUUCAUAUAUCUCCUCCGCGAAGACCAACGAGUGCGUUUCGUUCUACGCUCACACCCGUCAGAAAUCAGAGAACGAAUCCACGUGUUCCGGGACCGGCUGGCGCGUGUGACGGAAUCCGUCGUCAACAUCGAUGAUAUGAGAGUACACGAAAACAAAGAUGGUUCCGUCGACAACACCAAGACUGACUUGUAUUUGCACCUUGUGAAUGGCCAGGACCAUUCUGUGUUGGAAGUGGAACAGGUGUUGAAGAUUGUGGACAAGAAUAUUGAACAGCUGGAUGGAUUGUUCAAGGAGUUCAACGUGCUGGACACGCAGCCAGCAGAAUACCAGCCGCUGACCGCGGAGACGUUGUCCUCGAACCAGACGGUGUUCUGGCUGGUGUGGACCGCGCUGCUCCUGGCCGUGCUGCUGGCGCUGGCGGUCAUGACGUGUCUCACGCAGCGCGCCGACUACAUCCGCCGGCUAAAGGCUGCCACCGCCACUGCUUAUUCAUCACCCACACCUGGAGAAUCGGACAUGACUAUUCGUAGUUCCGGCGGGAGAGUUCCAAACACCAACAAACACAGUACAAAGGGCUCAAAUCCAAUAUGGCUGCACGCUUAUGAGAACGACUGGUAUAAAUCAGACGACCAACUGAGCCAUUCAGAGCGCGAUUCGCUCGAUGAAAACGCAGUUGACCAGGAUAUUUCCAAUGAAAAGCCUUAUUUUAUAACCACGGGGGCUUUCCCUUCUAUAGAUUCUAAUGAAACAGAACCACAGAGUAACCAAACCAAAUACGACUUUUACCAACAACUGGAACAGAUGAAAAACGCCAAAAACAUGGAGACGACUGAACUGUAAUUAGCUUAGAUGUAUGUGCCUUUGUAAAUUAUGUACUUAAUCAUUGAAGAAUAAAAAAUCGCGAGUACCUU